Molecule: messenger RNA, 3572 nt
Organism: Cuculus canorus (common cuckoo)
Lineage: Eukaryota; Metazoa; Chordata; Aves; Cuculiformes; Cuculidae
Gene: PKIA
Product: cAMP-dependent protein kinase inhibitor alpha
Exons: 3
Coding region: 266-496 (76 amino acids)
Biological process (GO): negative regulation of cAMP-dependent protein kinase activity
Cellular component (GO): nucleus; cytoplasm
Molecular function (GO): cAMP-dependent protein kinase inhibitor activity
Source: RefSeq, a predicted model, not a curated record
CAGUGCCUUUCCUCUCCCCUCCCGGAGCAGGAGCCGAAGGAACAGCUGCCUAUUCCCGGGACGAGCCAGCGCAGCGCUUGCGCGCCCCGAGCCCGGCGGGGAAGGAGGCGAGCGGGGCGCCCACACGCCAGCACGAGGGAUUACAGCGGAUUUUCCUUCCAAAACAGAGAGACACACAAAGCGGGGAGGCUGUCCUCGGGCUCCGUCGUCGCAGCGCUGCAGGAGCCGGCUCAGCCCGGUAUUGCUAUGUGGAUAUUUGUUAGCAAUGACUGAUGUGGAAUCUACAUAUGCAGACUUUAUUGCUUCAGGAAGAACAGGUAGAAGAAAUGCAUUACAUGACAUACUUGUGUCCUCUCCUGGUGGGAACUCCAGUGAACUAGCCUUAAAGUUAUCAGAGCUUGAUAUAAACAAAGCAGAAGGAGAAGGAGAUGCACAACGCAAUCCAAGUGAACAAACUGGGGAGGCCCAAGGGGAGGCAGCAAAGCAAGAAAGCUGACAUCCAACUUUGACCGACUGGAGCAGCUGCUGGAUGUUUUCAGACUACAAGAGCAUGCUGGAACAAAUUUGUUUCCAUGAGCAAGCUGUUGGAAAAGAAAGUGCAUGUGUCUUCACUGCUGGAACCCACUCAACACAAUGCUAGAAAUGGGGGUACAAGCUGUGGCAGAAGACAGAAUUUUCUCUACCUCUGUCAUUAGCAAUGGUUGAACAUGUUUUGAUGUCUUGGGAUAGUGUCAUCCCUUCAUAAUGACUACUUGAUGGGAACACUUAGAAAGUAGAACAGGUAAAUCUUGUAGCAAAUGGCCUUUGAAACAUCAGAGGAUCUAAUUGUGUAUCUUAAGCAAAGGCUUGUGUGAUCCUCAGUUUAAAAAUUCUCUGGCCAAAGUGUUCACCCAUUAAAAGAACUGUAAAGAAAGCACUGUUUUUAGAACUUUGCAUCUGUUUUACAGCUCUGUUAUUUACAAUGGUUUUUGUAUUGUACGACUUAGAUGCUCCACACUGCCCUUCUCAACUGCUUAUGAAGAAUAUUUCUGUUACUGUGAAUUUUUCUACCACGCGUUUUGAAAGGGCUGGUUUUUUGCAUAAUGUGGUGAUGUGCACAUGAUAGAUUUAAAACGUCAACCGCUAAAUUGAUUAUGCCUAAACCUAAAUGACUCAGCAACACCCUAAUUUGUUACUAGAGGAGCCUUCAAAACGAUUUGUUAAUGUGAAUACUUCAGCGUGUUUUGUGUCCUUGGUACAGUUUUGCCACUUGCCUGUAGUUAGUUGCAUAUCAGAGACUCAAAUUGAAUCUUUUACGUUAUUCUUCCCUAUUUUUCUAAUUUUGCUCUGAAUUUCUUAAUCUUUCUCUGAGAUAUUUUUUUAAAAUGUUAGUCUAAGUAUUUUAUUGUUAUGGUAGUUAUAAGAAUACAUUUAUAAACUUACAUGGGUUGAAAUUCAAAUAAAUUCCGUGGUGCUAGAGAUUUUCCUGGUUCACAAUGGUAAAGACGGGCCAUCUUUACACAUGGGAAAAUAACUGGCAUAGGUAGCUGCCUAUUAUAUAUUGUGGAAUGAGUUUUACAUUGCAGGAUAGUCCAACUAGUGGAUCAUGGCCUGGAUCCAGCCAGGGGGACUAUUUUUUCUAUUCCUUGCCUUUGCCUCAGUUGAUCAGGCUGGUGAUCACAGCCAGUGGCUUGUUACUGAUGCACCAGGUACAGCCAAGUGCUAGAAACUGCUACAGCAGCCUUUUGGGUAGAAGGUUGUCAUAGAAGAUAGACACUUGGCAUCUAGCACCCAGAAGACUGGAUUUUUCCCAUUUGAGCUAUUCCAAAAUAACAGUCCAAACUAGACUUUACUGAAAUACCGGGAUAGCUUGUCCAUCUUAAAAUACCUACAGAUUAAUACGUUAUUCUGCAAUAGCUAUGCUGAUUGAUUUUCUUCCCCUCGUCCUGCUCCAAUAGACAAGGCCAUACAUGAGGUUGAAUACUGCAAAAUGGGGCAGCCACACACCUAUGUGUGACUAAGGUGAGUAGAGAAAGUGACUGACUAGUAAACCAUGGCAAUCUCAGAAGCACCAAUCACAAAGUCAGAAGAUUUGUUUUCUUUUAUUAACAGGAGGUGAUGUCACUUUCUUUAUAUAUAGUAUAUAUAUUAUAUAUAUUUUUGUGUUGUUGUUGGUUUCAAAUGUUAUGCACUUUUUAAUGUUUGUAAACUUUUACUAAUGAAUAGUGUGAUUGCUUCCUGAAUAUAUUAAUCAUCAGUUAACAAAAGAUCUUCGUGGCCACAGCUGUUUGUUUCUACCGUAUGUAUCAUAGUACUUGUCACCUGAAAUUCUUUUGUGAGAUGUGUGGAUUAAAAAAAAAACCCACUUCUGAUCAGUAUUAUGAGCUCAUUUAUUAGUGUUAAUAAAAAACAAGCCAGCACUAUGCUCGUGGCUCAUUAGUGUAAUAUUAACUCUCACCUUUUAUUGUUUGGAAGCUGAAUGCCUUGCUGUCUCAUUAGUUGUCAAAUGCCCUAUCUUCUUGGUAACAGUAAUAGUCCAUUUGCUUUGAAAACACUGUUACCAUUAAACUAAUUAUUUAUUAAUUUGUUUCACUUUGUGUUCUUUUCAAAGUUAGCACAUUAUUAUUGAUAUUUUUUUUUAAUUAUUUUCCUCCCCCUUGCUCUUGCAUCAAGUCUUCAAGCUGAACUUGUUGCUCCUUUGUCAUGGACUAGUUCCUGUCAAUCUAGCACAAACACCAGAAGGAAAUAAGAUUCUAGAACUUUUUGUAGUGUUAGUUUAUUGAUAAUCCAUGAAGCAUCAUCAAUAAAAAGGCAAUAGUGGAAUAAGUAAUUACAGUAUAUUAAAGUGUUGGUUUUCCUUAUUUUCCUUCUGUACUUUUCUUUAUUUCAGUACACUUUCCUCCUUCCUAAUUCUUCUGUGUUGUGAAAUAAAAUUUCAGCCUUUACUUUCUAUUUUGUACCUGUUUCUUCUAUUCUCCUUUUAUUUUCUUUUGGUUUUAAAGCAGUUAUGGAGGCCUUUGGUGGUUUUUGAAAUACAUCUCUUUGUCAUGGAAAAUAGUGCUGUUAAUUUUACUAAAGGCUGUUUAUGUUCCUCAUCCCCUAGAAGUGUAUGAGUGCUUGCUUUAUCACUUGGAACUCUGCUUUCUCUCUUUAUUUGGUGUACUUCUGUAGCAUCUAUAAGCAGGCCUCACUUUAUGUAAACAUGUGGUUAGUCUCUGCCAAAUCACAGUGUUGUAUCUUGACUACUGUUAUUACCCAAGCAAUUGCAAAAGAGCUGUUCUAGCCUCACCUUUACCUCUGUGUAAUUGCAUCAUAUAACAGUGAACGGCAGAAUCAGACCAACAGGAUUGUUUUUUUCAUUUUGCUAGUUGUCUUUUUAAGUAAGCCUGCUGCUCUACCUUCUGUUCUGUGUCGUCUUUAUAUUUCAUUGUUCUCAUCAUAGGUAAAAUAUAUAAAUGUUUGUUUAAUCCAGGAUUAUCUAAGAAAGUUCUAUUCAAAAGCUAUAUAAAUUAAAUAAAGUUAGGUCUAGACUGUCGGCUUAAUAGAAUACUCCUUAAAGGUUUGGCUUCGGUGGGGGUUUUGUGGUGAUGGUG